Messenger RNA from Molossus molossus (Pallas's mastiff bat), 1232 nucleotides. RefSeq names its product chromosome unknown C1orf216 homolog (gene CUNH1orf216). The transcript has 2 exons. The record is from RefSeq and is a predicted model, not a curated record. The coding region runs from base 146 to 835 and encodes 229 amino acids. NCBI's taxonomy places the organism in Eukaryota, Metazoa, Chordata, Mammalia, Chiroptera, Molossidae.
GCGCAGCGCAGGAUCCCCGCGCCCCACGCCCAGGCCCGCGUGCACCCAGGCCAAGGGACUCCCCAGCCCGGAGGGACGAGUUCCCGCGGCGGGGCUCGUGGAACCAGAGCCGGCCGUGCCAGGGCGGGCGCCUCCAGGCCACCAGAUGUUCACCAUCCAGCCAGGGGUAGCUGAAGGGGGCCAGUUCCUAGGGGGCCUGCCUCCUGGAGUAUGUCAGCCUGAGUUCCACCCAGACAGCAACUCCAACUUCAUGGCAAGUGCCAAGGAUGCCAAUGAGAAUUGGCAUGGGAUGCCAGACCCAGUGGAGCCCAUCCUGAUGAGGAGGUCCUCCGAAUUGUCCUCUGACAACCAGGCCUUCCAGGCCUCUGGACUCCCUGAAGAGGAGGUCCGUAGUCCACCAGAGGGGGCAGAGAUCCCCAGAGCUGAGCCUGAGAAGAUGAGUAGUGCCGGCACAGUCUGCUCCCCUCUGGAAGACAACGGCUAUGCCAGCAGCUCUCUAAGCAUUGACAGCCUUAGCAGCAGCCCUGAGCCUGCCUGUGGGACCCCUCAAAGCCCUGGCCCUUCAGAUCCCCUUCUGCCCUCAGUGGCCCAGGCUGUGCAGAAGCUGCAGGCUCAAGAGCGCUACAAAGAACAGGAGAAGGAGAAGCACCACGUGCACUUGGUGAUGUACCGCCGCCUGGCCCUGCUGCAGUGGAUCCGAGGCCUGCAGCACCAGUUGGUUAACCAGCAGGCCCGCCUUCAGGAGAGCUUCGAUACCAUCCUAGACAACAGAAAGGAGCUUAUCCGCUAUCUCCAACAGAGGGCAGCACCAUCCAGGCCCCAGGACCAGGGCUAAGAGUGUGCCUCCCCUGGGGUGCAAGGGUAUAUGUAAAUGUAUAUAUUUGCAGGCAUGUGUGUGAUGAUUAGCUGGUAUGAGUGCAGGUAAGCAUAAGUGAGUAUGUAUGUGCUAACAUAUGCCAGGCAUGUGUGAAUCAGUACCUGUGCAUCAGCUUAGGUGUGCUGUGUGUACACACAGGCAAACGUGUGCAGGCUUAUCUAUGAGUGUGUCCAUCUUUGUAUGUAUGGCAUGUAUGUAAGAGAGAGUUAAUUUGUAUAUGCAUGUGUGAACAGUACCCAACAGUGUGUAUAUAUGUGCAUGAAUGAGGAUAUGUAGUUGACCCUUGAACAAUGCAAGUUUAUACUGCAUAGGUCCGCUAACGUGGAUUUUUUUCAAUAAAUAUGUACAGUACUGU